Amoebophrya sp. A25 is the source of this 4719-nucleotide messenger RNA. NCBI's taxonomy places the organism in Eukaryota, Dinophyceae, Syndiniales, Amoebophryaceae. The record is from the annotation of a GenBank genome assembly.
AGGAGCUGAUGGUGCGGAAGAUUUCGUUUUCGAUGUGCCUUUUACAUGGGAUCGAUAGGUAUAAUCACUUACUUUUGUUCUCCGUAGUUUGGUCUCAUCAGCCUUGCAAGAAAGCGGCGGGUACUUUUGUUCUACAAGCCAAUGUGAUACGUCUCACCUGACUGUUUACCUGCGAAACAAGGCACGAUCGCUCGCGCCAGUGCUAAAUCCCAGUGCAACAAGAUCACGAAGUAGACAAACUUUGCGAUUGGCAAUCUAAAAGUCCUGCAGCAUACAGCGACCUCUUCAUUUGUUGCGAUGGCAGGCCUUUGCAGCUCCUGCAGUGUCAUAUAAACGAGCAAGUAGAAAGUUCCACGUGGCCAAAAAGUUCGUGACAUAAGUAUCUGCUAUUAAGCAGUAGAAGUUGUUACGGGAGCAACGACGAGCCAAGCAUCAGGGUCGUGAACGCAGCAUCCUCUACUGCUAGAUCCAUGUAAACCUUGGAGACCUCAGUGUGGAGCGCGUGAGCUUUGAUUUUUCGUCCAGGAAGAGAGGCAUCAAGAUCGACCACAAGUCGAUUUGAGAGUCUUACGGCCCGCGUUUUGGGAGUCUUCCUGCGCCAUACUUAUGGUCUGGGUACCUGCGAACGAACAGCGUAAUAAUUUUCGGACAAAACACCGGGUCUUUGGCUGCGAAAGGCACCGUCAAUUCUAUUCAAUUAUAUUUCGAGUAGGAGGAAAUCUGCUCACGAGAACCCUACGACGACAAACAAAUGAGCCAGGUAUCCGAGAGGGGCUUAUUGUGCAGGAAGAUUCACAUCCUCCUAGCCUUAAUCUAGAAGCCAGCUUCUCAAUAGGUAGUGCUAGCUGAACAUCGGACACACUCGCCAUCAUCGAAGACUUCAUCGCGGCCUCUAGUGCACGCUAGUAUCGCGCACAAAAAAUCCGACUCGCAAGCACUAGCAUGACUGUCGGUGGCAGGGGCCCAAUGGCACGCAUGCCUAUGGAAAUCAGUAUGGGGGAAGAGGACAAAGGCCUCAUGAGCCGGGUUGUGGCAGGAUGCUACACGAUAUUCAUCGUCCUCUGCACAUUCUCAAUAUCAAUAGCACUACUGAACAUCACAAAGUACUUCAACUUUUUUUUGAGCUUAGUUCCCAUCUUUGACCUGGCUUUUUUCUCUUUGUGAAGAUCAUCUUCUGAGAUGACGACACUUCAGUCGAAGAUUAAGUACUUAUCUGCAAAUCCACAUUUCGUCUCUACUUCUAGUCCAACUAGUACACCAAUGCAUUACUUUUAUCUGUCAUCAAAUCUUUCUCAUGCAGGUGGAUAUAUGUGAUGUAUCAUUUCAAGUACCCACUAUGGAUGACGGCAACGCAUAUGGUCGCGAGCUAUCUCGUUGCUUCGGUGAUGAUUUUCGUCUUCGACUGGGUUCCAGCGAGGAGAAAACUCAGCUUGAAGGAGCAAGCCUUCACGGUGGCGCCGUUCAGGUAUGUUCAUCCUUUUGUUGAAGAUAGUACUCGUUAGUUGAUUUUGAUGUAGAUUUUCACUGCUAAGUAUGACCCUCACAAUCAAUUACUACUUCACGAACUAGGCGUAAGUAGUUAUAUUUUUACUGCUAAGUGUUGGAAAUAAUACAAAGCAUAGCCCCCAUACAUUGAUGAACAUGAUCUACUUUCUCAAGCUUUUCUUCCAGCAACACUUUUUUCAUACAAACAAAUGAUUCUCAAGACAGCUUACUCGGAGCCGCAUCAAUAGCGUGCGGGAAUGCUGCUUUGGUCUUCCUGUAUCCGUCAUUCCAUGAAAUGUUGCAGAACACAACGCCCUUCUGGACCGUUGUUUGCUCUGUGAUCUUUGCCGGCAAGAGCUACAAUAAUUACGGCCAUUGCUCUCGUCCGUUGUCUCUUCUUGAAAAUCACAACUUUUUCUUGUAGUAUUGCUUCAACCUCAAAAGGCACUACAUCAAGGACAAGGUCUAACCUACUACGAGAAUUAUUACCUGAGCAUUGUAACCAUAAUUAUCCUGUUGUUCCCACUCGUCUCGUUUCAUCCACAUUAUAAGCUUCGCGACAUGCUGCACCUGCACUGCUUGAUCAUGAAGGCUUUGUUCUCUCUAAGACCCUGGCGCAUAUCUGGCCUUGAUACCUGUCACAUUCGGUGGAAGCUUAUGCGCGUAUGGUGAAACGAGUAAAUUUGCGAUUCUAGGUGUGAUUGUAUCCUUCGGGGCAGCCAUCUUCCGAGCGAUGCGAGCAAUAGUGCAAGCGAAUUUGAUGCGCGGACAAGAGCCGCUAGAUUCGAUCACUCUCCUCUUCUACUUAAGGGUGUGGGAAAUCCAUCUCCAAAGUCAUCUGGAAGUAGAAAACAAACAGAAAAAGGACCUCCCAGAUGAUCCCCGGGAUGAAUUUCCCACACCUCUAAUCUGCGCUGCCCCUUUCAACACAGCGCUCUUCCUCGUACUUAUAUUUUUUUUUGCAGUUUUGCUUACAUUUUGCCAUGUGGAUCAGAAUCAGAACUCGCUGAUUUGCUUGUCUCUUUUGUGAAGUUCAUCAAAAAGAAAUGAUAAAUGAUUUUUGUACUUCCACCACGAAUCUUCCCACCUUUUCAUCUAAUGUAAGUAGUGCUUUAAUGAACCUGCACGUGAUUGAGAUUGAUGUUUUUCCGCGGCACUUGGUGCAACUAGUAGUGAGUGUAUCAUGAUAAGUACUCUUACUCUUGCUGUUUUCCUACAGGACCUGUAUGUAAACAUAUUUUUCACCCUCAAUAAACAGACGGGAUCCGUGUUAUUGGAGGGGACUCGACCGUGGACAGAGAUACAGACGGUUCCACUUACAGGAGUACUGUGGAUAGCGUUGGCGGCAUGCUGUGCUGCAUGCUAUAACGUACCGCUAUUUUGUUGUUUCUGUUUCUUCCUUCCAAUUUGUGAUCGUUGAAUGUGUUUCGUCUUGCCGGUAGUUUAGGCGGACUAAGAACUUGAGACGCCAUGAUGAUGAUUUGAGUUCCUGCUUAGUCCUUUACAUCAAGUAGGUGCUGUUUUGAGUUUGGAUGUAGUUCUUAGUCCCUAUUCGCAAAGUAGAGGAGCAUGUUGGUGUUUUCUUCUAGUAGCGCUACUCAAGGACCAAGCUCCUAAAUGUUUUCGCAGUAGAAGUUGUUGCAACGAAUCACUUAACACUAACUUCUGAUCUUUUUCAUCAGAGAAAUACAGCAGCAGCACGCUUCACUCCUGUAUUGAUCUCUAUCUCCAGUUAUUUGCAUUUCUUUUGGUUGGGCAUCUGGGUGCAGUCGGCUCGAUGGUGAUGGGAAAUCUCAAGACUCCAACAAUCAUCGUUGUUUCCUGCGCAAUAUUCGGCAACGCGGUAACAGCACUUCAAAUGUUGGGCUUUGUCGUAACCUCCGGUGGAGCAUACGCGUACAACGCUUAUGGCCAAGAAACACAGACAAGCCACGGGAGCGCGGCAAAAGUUGCUUAUGACGUUCCCAGCGCAGUGGCCGACGAAGCUAGCACUACUGUAGGCAGUAGCAGAAAUGGAGAAUUCGGUCUGGACGAAAUGGACGAUACCGAUAGCAUAAUACUUGCGAGAAGUAACAACAUUUAGCUUUAGGGUUGAUGUAUUUACCCAUGCACCCACUAGGACUGCGACGCGCACGCAUCGAUCGAAAAUCAAUGAUCUUCACCCUCCACUACUCCGCGCUUACGCCGCGUUGCCUCCAUGAUACCUAGUCCUUGUAUGACAUAGUUGAGCGACCUUACGGCAAUCUUUGUCCACCAAAAAUGAUUUUUUCUCUAGCCAUUAGAUGUACAUAAGUACCCAGAGGAGCAGGACUAUGUAUAUUGAUUUCAAGGCUCGCCCGAUCAGUAGUUUUCGCUGCCACAGUCACACUGACAACCCUAUUGAAUUACGCUAGCUUCUCGCUUGUCAACUUCAUGUUGCUUUCGGCUUCUCGUUAACAAUCACAACCCCAUCGCUGUUGGCACUUCGGUAACAAUCUACCCCUAUUUGUCUAUUGAUUAAAUGAUAUAUCUCCCAUCCCCAUGCUUUCUUGUAUACUUGAUCAACUCGAUAAUUUCCGGCAGAGACUCUGUGUAUAAUUCUUGUUUUUUUCACUGCAGUCGUAGUACGUUGCGACUUCUCGUCGUGUCCAAGACAGACAUCGCUACCCAUGCCACCUAGCUGAUACCAUCUCGGUAGAAGCCAGUUCCUCGUCUCUGUCUCUUCGCAGCGGGCAUGGGAUUCAUUUGUCGGUCAAAGGCAAAUCUGAUGGAAAUCGCGCUAAGCGAGCCACGAGAAGCGGGCAUGCGUCUUUCAUCUUGUACAACAAAAUUCUCUUUGGAGGAUGGAGCUGUAGGCUGCAUGUUUGUUAGGUAUUAAUUUACGACAUCAAGAAGGUGCGCAUGGGUUGUAAUGGUAUUCCUUCGUAUUUUUGUUUAAUUAAGUACGAGUACAUGACUUGUAUCUGCAACUGUGUCCAUGAUACGACAACCCCUGAUCUUGGAGGUUGAUCGUUAUUCGUCAAGCAUUUCGCAUAGUCUCUCGUUGCACAAUCAUAUUUUUGUGAUAAUUAAUGCUAGACAACUAACUUUUGAUAAUGAUCAUCCCAAAUGCAAGAAAUAGAAGACAAGGGUAGGUGACCAACAAAAUGGUGGAGCCAGGUACCUCAAUCGUUCUUUUCGAUUCCUCAUUGCUUCCUAGACAUUGCCAACAGUCCGCUUUUUGGCGGUGUCAUCGCUUCUCUCUGCGACUGCGAC